Molecule: messenger RNA, 2299 nt
Organism: Oncorhynchus masou masou (cherry salmon)
Lineage: Eukaryota; Metazoa; Chordata; Actinopteri; Salmoniformes; Salmonidae
Product: transcription factor Sox-2
Exons: 1
Coding region: 303-1250 (315 amino acids)
Biological process (GO): regulation of DNA-templated transcription; forebrain development; inner ear development
Molecular function (GO): DNA-binding transcription factor activity, RNA polymerase II-specific; RNA polymerase II cis-regulatory region sequence-specific DNA binding
Source: RefSeq, a predicted model, not a curated record
GAUUGGUCAGGUAAAAAGGCAUUUAUUCCCUGACAGCCCUCAUCACAUGAAUGGUUGUCUAUUAACUUGUUCAAAAAGUAUCAGGAGUUGUCAAGGCUCUGGCGGAGAGGGAAAAGUCGUUUGUUGAUUCUUUGAGACCAAGAGAGAAGUUUGUGGACACAACAGGACCUACUGGCUCAAAGCAAAAAAGACGUUUACUAUUUCUACAAAGUUACUGAAAACGACAAGGUAACUCCAGCUAACUACCUUUUGAGUUGGACUUUUUCAAUUGGUCGGGCAAAUUUAAUAAAAAUCUGUUAAUAAUGUAUAACAUGAUGGAAACUGAACUGAAACCCCCCGCACCCCAGACAAAUUCUGGGGGUACUGGGAAUUCAAAUUCAUCUGGAAACAACCAGAAAAACAGCCCGGACCGAGUCAAGAGACCCAUGAAUGCCUUCAUGGUUUGGUCGAGGGGACAACGAAGAAAGAUGGCACAGGAAAACCCCAAAAUGCACAAUUCGGAAAUAAGUAAAAGACUUGGGGCCGAGUGGAAGCUUCUAUCUGAGAGCGAAAAGCGACCUUUCAUUGACGAAGCGAAGCGUCUCCGGGCUCUCCACAUGAAGGAACAUCCGGAUUACAAAUACCGACCCCGGAGGAAAACCAAGACGCUGAUGAAGAAGGACAAGUACACUCUGCCAGGUGGGCUUCUUGCACCGGGCGGCAAUGGCAUGGGCGCGGGAGUGGGUGUAGGGGGAGGCUUGGGUGGUGGUGUUAAUCAAAGGAUGGACAGUUACGCACAUAUGAACGGCUGGACAAAUGGAGGUUAUGGCAUGAUGCAGGAGCAGCUUGGCUACGGGCAGCACCCUGGUUUAAACGCUCACAACAACGCGCAGAUGCAGCAAAUGCACCGCUAUGACAUGAGCGCACUUCAGUACAACUCCAUGACUAACUCCCAGACCUACAUGAACGGAUCACCCACGUAUAGCAUGUCCUACUCACAGCAGAGCACUCCUGGAAUGACUCUGGGCUCCAUGGGUUCGGUGGUCAAGUCAGAGUCCAGUUCCAGUCCCCCCGUAGUCACAUCGUCGUCUCACUCCAGGGGUGCUCCAUGUCAGACAGGAGACCUACGGGACAUGAUCAGUAUGUACUUACCGGGCGCUGAGGUGCCGGAGCAAACUGCUCAAAGCAGACUCCACAUGUCCCAACAUUACCAGAGCGCACCUGUACCCGGCACGACGAUUAAUGGCACACUCCCAUUAUCACAUAUGUAAAUUAACUUUUAUAAAAGAAACUGGACUACUCUGGACUAUUUUUGUACAGAAAAUUUGGGGUGGGAAAUGUUGUAUAGAACUCAAGGAAAGAACAUAAAACGUUUUUGUCUUUCUAUUCUAAAGAUAAGUUCUAGAGGAACGGUAGGAACUCUGCAAAAGUUUUUCAAUGAUGUAUAAGUUUGGAAAGUAGAAAGUGGGAGAGUCUCAAUCAGAUGUUUUAUUAUUGCAAUCACCUUUUGUACAGUAUUUAUCAAAGAAACAUAACAAUCAGAUGUAAUGUUUGUAAACUACAAGAGGUUACAUUUUUAUAAUCAGAAAGUCUGCAGCAAAGAAAAUGGCAGAAUUGAAAUUGAGUUCAAGAUGCUUAUAAAACUGCAAACAUUGGAAUAGCGGUAGAAAAAGCAAAGCAGGUAAAUGUUUCUCCUUGAGGGUCAUUAGUACUAAACCAUUUUAAUUUCCUUAAAGAAAAAGAAGAAGAAGCGGAAACCUUUCCUUGCAGGUUAAGCAUAAUUGUUAAUUUAUAUUUUGUCUCCCACUUUUCAUCUGUUAGAGGUAUAAAGUUUGUGUUCUUUAUUUUCUAAUGAUUUGUACGAUUUAUGUAUAUUUACUGUGAUAUUUUACGUUUUUAUUUCAAAUUUCAUUCCCGUAGUUGUAUUUUAAAUGUUGGCCUGUACGCAGCUGCCAACACUUCAUGUAUAUAUAUAUUCGAACUAAUAUCAUCAUUAUAACAGUUACAAUUUCAGCUGAGUUUUUUCAAUAUGCAGUUUGAAAUGAAUAAAUUUUUGAAAUUUGGAUACUUGAAAUUGUAUUGAGUUUUGAUUUUAUUUAUCAUUUAAUUCAUUAGAUAAGAUUGUCAUUCACGCUCAAUUUGUUGUGGAUUGUUCAUGUUUUGUAUUGCAUUUAUGUUAUUCAUGUUGCGUCAAUAUUUGUUAAUCACAUAAUGUGUAAGAACAUGAUAGCCUUUCAUAUUCUGUCAUAUUUAUUAUAUCGUUUUUUUACAAUCCAAGGAAACAGGAAUAAAAUAAAGCUAUAAUGUGCUAAAUCUGAAA